AUGGAUCUACCAUGGCCGGAGCCGUUUGAGGAUGGCGACAUACGGACCUUCCUGGAGGAUUUCGAGGAUCUGGCGGAGCUCUCGGGGAUCCAGUCGGACCGGGGUAAGUUGACGGCCCUUCGAGCGCUUCUCAAGGGCAGGCCGCGGGCGGUGCUGGAUGCGGCACGAAGGGGCCCGAAGGAGCUGAAGUGGGCCGCCGCAAAAGACGCCCUGAUUGCAGGACUAGAUACCCCGGCCGACCGCCAAGACGCUAUGCGCCGGUUCAAGGCUGCCCAGCUGGAGGUUGGUACGGAUCCGCUGGUGCACGCCGUCGCGCUCCGCUCACUCCUGGAACGUGCGUUGCCGACGCUGGAUGAGGCGUCACGGGCAGACCUGUUGGCGGACCGAUUUGUGGAUAGUCUGCCGGAGCCCCUGCGUGGGAUGGUACGCGUCGCCCGUGUCGGCCGUUCAUUGAAUUUGGUCCAGCUCGCGGAUGUGGUUCGGGAACUGGCCAUGAUUGGCGUGCCUGUGGUCAAUACGGCCCAUGUCGGGGGAUUCAUGGAGGAACAGGGAUCGUGUGGAGAAGGCCAGAACAUCGAAAAGGUUGCACCAGAAGUAUCACUGCUCGAGAAUUCAACCAUUACCGAUGAGCUGGCGAACUGUGAAAAAUCGAACCAAAUCCGUGAAAAUGCGGAAGAUUGCUACCCAGGUUGCCUUGAACAUGAACAUUAUGCCGAGGAAACCGAAGACAUGUUGUCUAAUAUCACAGUCACUGAAGCUGCAAGAUAUGAGGAAACUCAGACUGGAGUCGAAAUUCGAGACCGAAAUGAGCUUAGCCCGAAGGACAUUGAAGGAAGUAUACCGGAUACAUUCAUGCUGGAGACUUCAAUCACUUCUGACGAGGUGGAAGAUGUCGGGCUACUGAACCAUAUCCCUGAAAAUGUGGAAAACUGUAACCGGGAUUGCUCUGAAAGUCAACCGGAUGAUGGUGGAAGCGAAGACAUGUCAUUUGCUGCAGUUGCCAUUGCAUUGAGAGACUACGGGUCAUGUCGUGCGCAGUGUGAAACUAAGGCGCCUUGCAAAGUGGAAACAGAAGACGUUUACCCGCUACCUGAGCAAGUGCCGGGCGAUGAAGUCCAACCUUAUGCAUCCCGGAAGGAGACUGCUGGAAGUCAUAUCCAGGAUGAUAGUGGAAUGACACAACGCAUGGUGCUCAGUAGCUUUGAAGUGGUCAGGCACGAUGUCGUGGUGACGUGCGAUAAAAGUCAGGUGUUGUGUUCAGUAUUCACUCUUCACUGUUGCCAUCUAGAAACAAGGCUGGUGUCGGUGUGUAUCACGGACCGGAAAAAGCAUACCACCGGAGGAACUGUGGGACGGAUGACAACACCACCACGAACCGGGGUUGGAGGUAUGAACCUCGGAAUAGAGAAAGACUUGAAGACAGUCUGCAGGAUUUGA
This is a messenger RNA of Fasciola hepatica (liver fluke), 1437 nucleotides long. Lineage: Eukaryota; Metazoa; Platyhelminthes; Trematoda; Plagiorchiida; Fasciolidae. The record is from the annotation of a GenBank genome assembly.